GGGCGCAUGCGCUCGGGCCCCGGCCGUGCCAUAUUGGAAUGAGGCGGCGAGCGAGAGAGCGAGCGAAGCGCCCGGCAGCCAGCCUCGCCUCAGAGCUCCUGACUGGCGGCGGUUACGGAGGAGAAAGGGAGAAACUCGGAGAGGGAGCUUCUUUGAACAUACAAGAGCUUGUGAAAAGAAAAUCAGCAGAGAGCAGAUGAGUUCAAGACAGUGACUGAGUGGCUUCCAUUAUUUCCUGCUCUUAAAGAUUAUUGCCAGAUUUCUGUGGAGAUGAAUGGAGAACAGCAGCAUGAGACAGAUGCAAGUUCCACUGUGGAAGAAGCAGAAUUCAACUGGGAUGAGUAUUUGGAAGAUACAGGAGCAAUCCCUGCACCUCAUGGCUCAUUUAAGCAUGUAAGUAAGCGCCUAAAAAAUGGCUUACCCCAGGCAUGAAAACUGGAAGUUGCUGUUAAACCUGGCCCUGACACAUACUAUGCUACAAUCAUUACAACCUGUGGGCCAGUUUACUGCUAUUGCGAUUGAUGGUUCUGGGAGGACCGCCAAGCUGAUUUCUGGUGUGAUAUCAUGACAGCUGUUGCACCCCCGUUGGCUGGUUUGUUGGCAGAAAGAAUAAGGAUACUUAAAGUUCCUGAAGGUAUUCUUACUAUAGAUUUUGGGGCAGAUUCUCAUUAGGUGGAAUUUCUUCAACAGACUUUAAAAGGAGCAUGCCGUGCCCCUGCAAUCUUCUUGACCGGACUCCAUCGAGGCAAGAAUCCUUUGGAUCUCAUUGCACCUGGUUCAAGAUUGGAGUGUCAGCACAUGAAAGAUACCUUUGGAGCUUGGAUAGUUAAUGUUCUGGAAAAUAUUGGUGGAAGGCUCAAACUCCGUUAUGAAGGACUUGAAGAUUUAGAAGAGUAUGAUUUAUGGAUGUUCUAUUUGGAUCCCUUUCUUCAUCCAGUGGGCUGGGCAACUCAACAAGGAUAUACCCUUCAACCUCCUCUAGCUAUCAGGCACUUGAAGACUGAGGCAGAAUGGCAGGAAAUCUUGGCAAAAAUAAAAGAAGAGGAAGAAGAAUCAUUGGUGCCAACUGAUCUGUUUAAGGACAAGCCAGUUGUUGGAAUUCACUCAUUCUCCGUGAACAUGAAGUUAGAGGCUAUUGAUCCAAAGGUGCCUUUCAUCAUCUCUCCUGCAACAGUUACUAAGGUGUUUGAUGAUAAAUAUUUCAUGAUAGAAAUAGAUGAUUUGCGACCAGAAUGUACCACUAUCCGGUCCUGUAUCUGUCAUUUCAACAGUCCUGGCAUUUUCCCUGUGCAGUGGAGUUUAAAGAAUGGUUUGCAUCUCAACCCUCCACCUGGUUAUCCUGGACAUGACUUUGACUGGGCAGACUAUCUCAAGCAAUGUGGUGCUGAAGCUGCUCCCCAAAGUUGUUUUCCCUCACUAAAUUCUGACCAUGGUUUUAAAGAAAACAUGAAACUUGAGGCUGUAAAUCCAGAAGAUCCAGAAGAAAUUUGUGUCGCUACUAUUACAAAAGUGAAGGAUUCCUAUCUCUGGCUACAGCUGGAAAGCUCUAAACUGCCAGUCCCUGAAUGCAUAGUGAGUGUGGAAUCCAUGAAUAUAUUUCCAGUAGGUUGGUGUGAAACUAAUGGAUACCAGCUCAGACCUCCUCGCAGAGCAGUAGUGAACAAGGAAAAGAAAAUUGCAGUAGUCCAGCCAGAAAAACAGAUAUUAUCUUCAAGGACUGUCCAUGAGGGACUAAAGAGCCAGGAGCUCAACUCAUCUGACACUAUUGUAACAAAUGGUAAAUACUACUGUCCAAAGAUCUACUUCAACCACCGCUGCUUCUCAGGGCCAUACCUUAACAAAGGUAGAAUUGCUGAACUACCACAAUCUGUGGGACCUGGGAACUGUGUCCUUGUUCUUAAAGAGGUUCUCUCUUUGCUGAUCAAUGCUGCUUAUAAACCCAGCCGUGUUCUUAGAGAAAUACAACUGGAUGAGGAGGCUACAUGGCAUGGAUAUGGAGAGACCCUGAAAGCAAAGUAUAAAGGAAAGAGCUACCGUGCCACAGUUGAAGUUGUAAGAACAGCUGAUCGGGUGGCAGAGUUUUGCAGGCAGACCUGCAUCAAACUGGAAUGCUGUCCAAAUCUCUUUGGCCCUCAAAUGGUGCUAGACAAGUGUUCAGAAAACUGCUCUGUUCUGACAAAAACCAAAUACACCCACUACUAUGGCAAGCGAAGAAACAAAAAGAUUGGUCGACCACCAGGAAUCCACAGCAGCAUAGAGGCAAGCAUGAAGAAAGCAAGCAGGAAGAGAAAGAAACGGAAAAACCUCUUUGUCCAUAAGAAGAAACGAUCCUCUACCUCAGUGGAUAACACACCAGCUGGCUCACCCCAAGGCAGUGGGGGGGAAGAGGAGGAUGACCAGGAUGAGGUGGAUGAAGAAUCUCUUACAGAUGACAGCAAUUCAGAACAUCAGGAGGAACUGCUAGAAGAAUCUGAAGUAUCAGAGAAGAAAUCACGUUCAUCCUCCCCCACACAGAGUGAGCGAUCUCAUUUUGGGUCUCAGGACCGGGACAAACGGAAAAGGAAACUACGUACCUUUUCCUUCUCAGAUGAUGAAAAUAAACCACCAACACCAAAGGAACUAAAAAUAGAAGUUGGUGAAAAGCUGCAGCUGGACAGCAAUCCCCUGGAAUGGAGUGUAGCUGAUGUUGUACGGUUCCUUAAAUCUACAGACUGUGCACCAUUAGCUAGAAUAUUUUUGGAUCAGGAAAUUGAUGGGCAGGCACUUCUCCUGCUUACCCUUCCCACUGUUCAGGAGUGCAUGGACUUGAAACUUGGCCCAGCCAUUAAACUUUGCCAUCAUAUUGAAAGAGUCAAAUUUGCCUUCUACCAACAGUUUGCAAACUGAAGUGGAGAGGAGGAAGUAAAAUGAAAUUGAAUUGUUGAAGCACAACUGCAGCAUCUUUCUCUUCCUUGAAUAAGGAAUGCUGAGAAGAUACAUAUGGAAACUGCUUAUAAACUGGCAUUUGCAGUCUUGCACUUUUGAAAGAAGCAAAGAAGAAUACUUGGCGCAAAAUUGUAAUGCAAUCCUAGCUGUUGUCACAGCAGUCCAUGGAUUUAGAAAUGUAGUACAUGCUCAUUCUGUACAUCAGGACUCUUUUUUAUGAAUAAAGGUUGAAAUCUCUCCUCUGAGGGGAGGGGAGAAUGUUUUCCUCAAAUUUUAGUCAAGAGAAGGACAAACUGAUGGCAUGUGGAAGAAAAUGCAGAUUGAUGGAAAUCUCCUCACCAUUUGUAAAACUACCCUCAUUUACUUUGUUAUAAAGAUCAUUUUAAAAAAAAAACUAAACUAGCUGAUUGCCAAGAGAAGUGAUGCAGCCAAAAGCCUGAAAAUUAUUGUUCAGCCAGAUUUCCUUGUGAUCUUUAUUUUGGAGCUUGCUCUCUACCUCUAUGACCAUAGAAAAAUCUAUGAGGGAAGUAUCAUUUUUGAGGAGGUCACAUAUGGGUUUGCGACAGUUGUGUUCCUGCAGCCAGAGUAGGGAUGCCAACUGGUUUUCUUCUAACAGACUUUUUGCCUUUGACAACUACCUGAUAACCACAAAUUAAAUGUAAAACUCAUUUUCAUCAUGAGGUAAUGGCAGCAAAUGUUUUGCCAACAAUUCUGCCGGUCACGUUGCUGGUAAAAGAGCAGAGGGCAGGAUUGUUGAGGAGAGGUUUGAAUAUUAGUAAUUGGCUCUGUUUUUUGAAAAGCUACAGUCUAAUUUUUAUGGCAAGGUGCACAGAAAGAAGACACUUUAAUAUUAUUUUUCUUUUUGAAAAGAUGUUAGUAAAAUACUGCAUGUUACUUUUGUGGGGGAAAUGCCAUGAUAGGUAUUAACUUUUUUUCCCCUCUUGCUCCUGUUUUUGGGAAAGCUGACUUUGCAUUCGUAAAGGAAGAAUGAAUAGAAAAAUUAGAGCUCCUACCAGUUCUCAGAUACUAAGGACUUAUCCUGCUAAUUGUAAUUGUUUGGUAAAUGCAUGGGUGAAAAUGUUAUCUCCCCUCCUUUGCUACAUAUAUAACAGAACGUUAAUGUUCUUCUGUGGCACAGUUCAUGUGGCAUAUGUUGACUGUGUAUAUGCAUUAACAGAUGGACAGAUCCAUGGCUUUUCCCCAUGACUUUCUGGCAUAAUGUAGAGGAAAAUUCAGUGUGCUAAAUAUAGUGUGCGGACUAAAGCUUAUCUAUAGAGCAGCUUCCCACAGUUGCAACAGCUGAUUGUUGAUGCACACUACUGGAAAAUUAAUAAGUUUUAAUUCCUGCAGAGUAGGUCCAAACUCACCAAAUGAGCAUCUUUGUUUCUGCCCCCCUGAUAUAUGUAUAUAUUAAUUUGGAAAUAUCACCUGGUCUCUUCAGUCUAUGGAUGUCAUUUUUUUAAGGUUGAAACAGGUUUUUUUCUUCCUGAACAAUGUCCAACAGUAUGCAAGAGGCUGUUUAAAAAGAGGUUCAGGCUAUCUUGAAGGAAUUUUCUCAUUAACCUUCUUAGCCAUCUAAGACUCGUCAAAGGUAUAGAUGGAGAUAACGAUUUUCCAGUUUCAACCAAAGCAAGUUUAGUAUAUAAAAUACUGUGGGCCAAAUUACAAGUAGAUUCUUGUUAACUAGAAUGGUCCAGCUGAUUCACUUAUUUAUGAGAAAAUGUAAAUGUGUGUUUGUGUGUGUGAGAGAGAGAGAAAGAGAGAAUGCCUCUGUCUGGCACUGGAAAGAAACCCAAUCUUUUCCAUCAUUCACACUCAGUUAUCUUUUUUGUUUUAUAAGGCAUGCAUCUUUUAUAUAUCUUCUGGGGAGAAAAUAAUCCAUAAGGGAAUCAUAAUAACUUCAUGCAAACAUGAUUUUUAGUAAAACUUUCCUAACUCCCCAUAUUGCUGUAAACUUUUUCUGAUGCAUAGAUAGGUGCUGUGUGUCUGGCAUAUGUUUACAUGCUUGUUUCUGUAUUGCAUUAGCAGUUUGGUCCCAGUGGGAUCCAUUCAGGGUCUUUCAAAGAAGAAGGAUGCUUUCUACUGUUCAUUACUUUGAGUAAGUCAUUUCUAUGCAACACACGGAUACUUGUGUACUUCAUUUCUUAAGGUGAUUCAGCACAUCUGUUGGACUGGAGUUUAAAGGGUUUGAUGUAAUCUACAAACAGUCACUCCUUAAACAGUCCUGGAAUAUUCUCUGACUUCAGUAAAUGUUACUUCAUCAACAAACCCUUCAUCUCUUUUCAUUUACUGCCCAAAUGGGGCCAAUUGGAGUCUUAUCUGACUCAGUACUGAUAUGACAUUCAAAGGCUCUUGUGCUAUUGUAGUGCAGUUGUGGAGGAGUCUGCAAAGUUAGAUAACAUUGUAUGUUUUUACUAUGCCAAUGACAUUCUAGUUAGGAGAAAGUGCACACACCCCAUUAUGCUUUCUCCAAGUGAAGAACAGGGGAAAGUAAACAUAAUUUUCAAAUCUGCUGUACAAAGACAACAUGAAGAUUAAGGUGAGACUGGUAACAAAAUCCCCCUGCCCCAUUGGUUAUUUUUGGAAAAUGAUUAAUACACUUAAGAGAAACAGAAUAAUGUUAACAUGGAAAUUUAGUCAACACUAACAAGUCUAGAGUUACACUCUUUUGAAGUGGUGUGGCUAUGAAACAACAUGAAAGAUAGUGCUGGUCUAAUUUUAUUUUUAUUUAUUUGCCAUUUCUAUAAAGGUAGACAUUUGUGGGGGAAAGUGGAAAGCCAGUAAUGUCCAGACUCUGAUCUUAAGAAGACAAGAUUAGGAAGGAGAAAAAAAGACUAUGCUGCAG
This is a messenger RNA of Sceloporus undulatus (fence lizard), 5770 nucleotides long. RefSeq names its product Scm like with four mbt domains 1 (gene SFMBT1). The record is from RefSeq and is a predicted model, not a curated record. NCBI's taxonomy places the organism in Eukaryota, Metazoa, Chordata, Lepidosauria, Squamata, Phrynosomatidae. Gene Ontology annotation, cellular component: nucleus. Gene Ontology annotation, molecular function: transcription corepressor activity; histone binding. Gene Ontology annotation, biological process: regulation of DNA-templated transcription.